UGUUUUUUUAUGGGGGGGCUCGGUGGGUCUUUCGCCCCCCUCGACGGAUUGGAAGCGGCAGAUAUGCAGGAGGCUGCUGGCCGCUUCGGCUGCUCGGAGAGACACAGGCUCAAGAUGGCAGAUUUCUAUUGAGUUUAAAGGGGGGUGGGGGCUGAAAUCCUGCUUCAUUUAUCUUUCGUUGCCAUGAAUAACAGACAUCCUUGCACCGAUGGCCCCGAUGUACGAAGGUAUGGCCUCACAUGUGCAAGUUUUCUCCCCUCACACCCUUCAAUCAAGUGCCUUCUGUAGCGUGAAGAAACUGAAAGUGGAACCAAGUUCUAACUGGGAUAUGACUGGGUACGGCACACAUAGCAAAGUCUACAGUCAGAGCAAGAACGUGCAGUCCUCUCAAGCCGCCGCCGCCAUCAACGCCUCUCUCCAGAUCCCCAACCCCAGCAUCCCUUACGAACAGACCAUCAUCUUCCCAGCCAGCACGGGGCACAUUGUGGUGACAUCCGCCAACAGCACCUCCGGUGUGGUUGCAGUAUCUGGGCAAGCGUUAGGUGGACCACACAACCUGAUGCGUCGAAGCACUGUGAGCCUUUUGGACACCUACCAAAAAUGUGGACUUAAGCGCAAGAGUGAGGAAAUUGAGAACACAAGCAGCGUGCAGAUUAUCGAAGAGCACCCACCAAUGAUUCAGAACAAUGCCAGUGGGGCUACGGUAGCCACCACAACCACAUCCACGGCCACAUCCAAAAACAGUGGCUCCAACAGUGAAGGGGAUUACCAGCUGGUGCAACAUGAAGUGCUUUGUUCCAUGACCAACACGUACGAAGUGUUGGAAUUUUUGGGCCGCGGAACCUUUGGGCAAGUGGUCAAAUGCUGGAAACGUGGCACCAAUGAAAUUGUGGCCAUCAAGAUCCUUAAAAACCAUCCAUCUUACGCCCGGCAAGGUCAAAUUGAAGUGAGCAUCCUGGCCCGGUUAAGCACGGAAAGCGCAGAUGAUUACAACUUUGUCCGAGCCUAUGAAUGUUUCCAGCACAAGAACCACACCUGCCUGGUCUUUGAAAUGUUGGAACAGAACCUUUAUGAUUUCUUAAAGCAAAACAAGUUCAGCCCAUUGCCCCUUAAAUACAUCCGACCAAUUCUGCAGCAGGUUGCCACGGCCCUAAUGAAAUUGAAAAGCCUGGGCUUGAUUCAUGCAGACCUCAAGCCAGAGAACAUCAUGCUGGUGGAUCCAUCUCGGCAGCCAUACAGGGUCAAGGUCAUCGACUUUGGUUCUGCGAGUCAUGUGUCAAAGGCUGUGUGCUCGACUUACCUUCAGUCCAGAUACUACAGAGCCCCUGAAAUCAUCCUCGGUUUACCCUUCUGUGAAGCAAUUGACAUGUGGUCUCUGGGGUGUGUAAUUGCAGAGCUUUUCUUGGGCUGGCCGCUGUAUCCAGGAGCUUCAGAGUACGACCAGAUCCGAUAUAUUUCGCAGACGCAGGGCUUGCCAGCUGAGUAUUUACUGAGCGCAGGGACGAAGACUACGAGAUUUUUCAACAGAGAUACAGAUUCGCCGUAUCCGCUGUGGAGGCUAAAGACACCAGAUGAUCAUGAGGCAGAGACGGGGAUCAAGUCAAAAGAAGCAAGAAAGUAUAUUUUCAAUUGUUUGGAUGAUAUGGCACAGGUGAAUAUGACAACAGACUUGGAAGGCAGCGAUAUGUUGGUUGAAAAGGCAGACCGGCGGGAGUUCAUAGAUCUGUUAAAGAAGAUGUUGACGAUAGACGCGGAUAAGAGGAUAACACCGAUCGAAACCCUCAACCACCCAUUUGUCACCAUGACGCACUUGCUGGACUUCCCCCAUAGCACCCAUGUCAAGUCCUGUUUCCAGAACAUGGAGAUUUGCAAGCGGCGGGUGAACAUGUACGACACAGUGAAUCAGAGCAAGACCCCAUUCAUCACCCAUGUGGCCCCAAGCACAUCAACCAACCUUACCAUGACCUUCAACAACCAGCUCAAUACAGUUCAUAACCAGGUGGAGGAGAAGGAAAUAUCCUUUCGAGGGACAAGACAGGCCACCACCCUGGCUCCCACCUCCACCACCAGUGCCACUAUUUCCUUAGCCAACCCUGAAGUCUCCAUACUAAACUACCAAUCUGCACUCUACCAGCCCUCGGCAGCCUCCAUGGCCGCGGUGGCCCAGAGGAGCGUCCCCCUGCAGACGGGGACAGCGCAGAUAUGUGCUCGCCCCGACCCCUUCCAGCAAGCCCUCAUCGUGUGUCCUCCAGGCUUCCAAGGGUUACAGACAUCCCCUUCAAAGCAUGCUGGGUAUUCAGUCCGGAUGGAGAACGCUGUUCCAAUCGUCACUCAGGCUCCUGGGGCUCAGCCCCUUCAGAUCCAGCCAGGACUUUUAGCACAGCAAGCCUGGCCUAGCGGUACUCAGCAGAUCCUGCUCCCCCCAGCUUGGCAACAGCUGACUGGGGUAGCCGCCCACACCUCAGUCCAGCAUGCAACUGUAAUUCCGGAGACCAUGGCAGGGACCCAGCCCCUGGCAGAUUGGAGGAGCACACACGCUCACGGAAGCCACUACAAUCCCAUCAUGCAACAGCCGGCACUUUUAGCAAGUCACGUCACCCUUCCAGCAGCCCAGCCCUUAAACGUGGGUGUCGCUCACGUCAUGAGGCAACAGCCAACCAGCACCACCUCCUCUCGGAAGAAUAAACAACACCAGUCAUCAGCAAGAAAUAUAUCCAACUUCGAGGUGUCCUCGUCUCAGACGAUCAGCUCCCCACAGCGGUCUAAGCGAGUAAAGGAGAACACUCCCCCUCGCUGCGCCAUGGUUCACAACAGCCCUGCCUGCAGCACCUCUGUCACCUGUGGGUGGGGUGAUGGAGCUUCCAGUACCACACGGGAGCGGCAGCGGCAGACGAUUGUCAUCCCCGACACACCCAGCCCCGCCGUCAGCGUUAUCACGAUCAGCAGUGACACGGACGAGGAGGAGGAGCAGAAACAUGCACCCACCAGCCCCCUGUCUAAGCAAAGGAAAAAUGUCAUCAGCUGUGUAACUGUGCAUGACUCCCCCUACUCUGAUUCCUCCGGCAACAACAGCCCCUAUGCAGUGCAGCACCGAGGAGGGAACAACAACGGAAACAGCUACGACACGAAGGGAGCGCCGGAAACACAUUGCAACGGCAAUCCUCGGACGAUCAUCGUGCCGCCACUGAAAACGCAGGCCAGCGAGGUGUUAGUAGAAUGUGAUAACUUGGUACCAGUCACCACCAGUCACCACUCGUCCUCCUACAAGUCGAAGUCCUCCAGCAUCGUGACCUCCACCAGCGGUCACUCUUCAGGGAGCUCGUCUGGAGCCAUUGCCUAUAGGCAGCAGCGGCCAGGACCACACUUCCAGCAGCAGCAGCCUCUUAAUCUCAGCCAGGCCCAGCAGCACAUCACGACGGAUCGCACAGGGAGUCACCGGCGGCAGCAAGCCUACAUCACUCCGACAAUUGCUCAGGCACCCUAUUCCUUCCCACACAACAGCCCCGGCCACGGUACGGUCCACCCCCACCUGGCCGCGGCUGCAGCUGCUCACCUCCCCACGCAGCCUCAUCUCUACACAUACACUGCGCCGGCGGCUCUGGGCUCGACGGGGACGGUGGCCCACUUGGUGGCUUCCCAGGGGUCGGCCCGCCACGCUGUCCAGCACACCACAUACCCAGCCAGCAUCGUCCACCAGGUUCCCGUCAGCAUGGGCCCUCGCGUCCUUCCAUCGCCCACCAUCCACCCAAGCCAGUAUCAGGCUCAGUUUGCCCACCAGACCUAUAUCAGUGCGUCUCCAGCCUCUGUCUACACUGGAUACCCCUUGAGCCCAACCAAGGUCAACCAGUACCCUUACAUCUAAAACGCUGGAAUGAGAGGGCGGCAGAUGGGGAAACGGCGGCGGCACACACUGAGAGGGAAACGUGGCUGCUUUUGUUCUGAAGGACACCGCAGGCGAGCAACCGAUGCAACGGGAGGCUCAAACGGAACUUGAACAGAGGAGACUUUGAGGAGGCGGAAGGAGAGUCGAGUCGAUGCCAGUCCUGUGCUUUUUAUUUAAAAAAGGAAAAAGAACAGAAAAAAGAUAAAACAAAAAACAAAAACAAAUAAAACAUUCUGCACCAAACUACGUAGUGGGAGAAGUGGAAGGGGCCAUCGUUGUCUGGCCCCGUUUUUGGAUAACUUCCCCAGUAGAACUUUUACAGAUUAUUUUCAUCUGACUACGUUUAGGAAUUUGCUGUUCAAAACCUCCUAAUACAAGGUUUCAUAGGUGUUUGGGUAUAUAUAUUUUUUAAAUUAAAACCAAGAAGCAUACAAAUUAGGGAUUUAUCCAGAAUUUCAAAAGGGUUAUCGCUUUUGUCAUUUGCACUGGUUGCUGUAACCCAAAAUAAAGGAACAAUGAAAAGUGUGAUGUGUUUUCUGUUGGGAGGGGGCGAGCAUAGGAUGAGGGGUGCUUGGACUGUUCCAGCUCCCUCAUUCUCAGGCUUGGCAGCAGGGGCAGGUUAGAGAAACACACACACACACACACACACACACACACACACACACACACGCUAAGCAGAAAACACUAUUGGGUGAAAUCAGGGGCAACAGAGAUAUUUGUUCUUACUCUAAGCACCCUGGAUAAAUCCCUGAGAAUUGUUGUUCUUAAAAGAAAAGCGUAUUUAAUAAUGUACAAUAGAAUCUCAUCUUCUUUACUUUGGAAUAUUUUCUUUCUUUCUUUCCUUUUGGGUAACCCUUCACCGUUUGCAGUCCAAUCCUAACGUUCCCUGCUCCAGCACAUAAAUGCAUACCUUGGGACUGUGCUUGGUAGCUAACCCAUCACAGCGCCACAUAGCAUGGUGCCACGCUAACGUUGCCGUGACAUUGCCAUCCCGUAUUGUGAGCAGAUAACACAAACCCAAAUGUUUAGGAUUGGGCUGUUAGUGUAGGAGUAGUUCUAGCUUGACCUUGGUAGAAUGUAGCACUAUAUGACACAUAACACCCUUUUUUCUACUUUGUGUUAAAUUCCAAUGAUACCAAUAGACUAUUCCUCAAUGUGAUUGCACAAAAAAGUGAUAUAACAUAGGCAUGUAACAAAUGUGAUUGUCCAGGUAUAUAUGUGUGUGAGAGUGUGAGAGAGAGUGUGUGUGAAUGUGCGCAUGGGCGCACUGAUGCUGCCUUCUCUUGUGGUGUGGUCCUCAGCACAGCCAUUGCAAACUGUCACAGUCUUAGUUUUACAUCAUUCCCUUGUAGUGCCUUACCAAACUACAGUUGCAGUUUUAAGGGUUUACUUCCACUGGUACGCCUAGAAACUGACUGAGGCUGGUUGGAAAUUAAUCUCAAUUCUUUUUUCUUCUUUUGACUGUUCUUUAUUGUUGCUCUCCUUCUUCUAAACUUUUUUGAUCCUUCUUAUUAUUUUCAUCUUUAUUGGGUAAGUUGCAAAGGUCAAGGGAGAGGGGUGGUGUGGAAUUUGACUGGAGCAAGGUGGAAAUGGGAAUUUGAAAGGACCCAGACUGGCUCUUAGGCCCGAAAGCAGCUUUCCAAGUAGUUCCGUUUUGUUGGUGGAGUUUCAGAUUUAGCUUUCUGUCAGGAUGCUUAGUUCUGCCACCCGGCCAAUUCUUUGCAGCUUAGUAUUCUUACUAAAGCAUAAACAGAAGAAGAAGAGGGUGGGUGAGUGAGGGCAGGCUUGCUUUGGAUCAGAAACACGUAGUACCUCAUGUUAAAUUCCUAUGUCUGGACUGGGGAGGUGGGGGGAGGUGAUUAGCUGGGACAGACUGUAUAUAUAUUUUCACUUGAAUGCUUUCAGUGGGG
This is a messenger RNA of Podarcis raffonei (Aeolian wall lizard), 5793 nucleotides long. RefSeq names its product homeodomain interacting protein kinase 2 (gene HIPK2). Gene Ontology annotation, cellular component: nucleus; cytoplasm; PML body. The transcript is spliced from 16 exons. Lineage: Eukaryota; Metazoa; Chordata; Lepidosauria; Squamata; Lacertidae. Gene Ontology annotation, molecular function: transcription coactivator activity; protein tyrosine kinase activity; ATP binding. The record is from RefSeq and is a predicted model, not a curated record. Bases 209 to 3862 code for a protein of 1217 amino acids. Gene Ontology annotation, biological process: peptidyl-serine phosphorylation; smoothened signaling pathway; positive regulation of transcription by RNA polymerase II.